AUGUUGAAGCCAUCAUUGCCACUCAGACUCUUUUUAUUCCUGCAGCUGCCUCUGCUGGGGGUAGGGCUGAACCUGAUAGCCCUCACACCCAAUGGGACUGAAGACAUCACAGUCGAUUUCUUUCUGACCUCUCUGUCCCCUGGAUCCCUCAGUGUUUCUACCCUGCCCCUUCCAGAGGUUCAGUGUUUUGUGUUCAAUGUCGAGUACAUGAAUUGCACUUGGAACAGCAGCUCUGAGCCCCAGCCUACCAACCUGACUCUGCACUAUUGGUACAAGAACUCUGAUAAUGAUCAAGCCCAAGAAUGUGGACACUAUCUAUUCUCUGAAGAGAUCACUUCUGGCUGUUGGAUUCAGAAAGAGGAGAUCCAUCUCUACCAAACAUUUGUUGUCCAGCUCCAGGACCCAAGGGAAUCCAAGAGGCAGGCUGUGAAGACACUAAAACUGCAGGAUCUGGUAAUCCCCUGGGCUCCAGAAAAUCUAACACUUCACAACCUGGGUGAAUCCCAGCUGGAGCUGAGAUGGCACAACAGAUACUUGGACCAUUGUUUGGAACAUCUGGUGCAGUACCGGAGUGACCGGGACCACAGCUGGACUGAACAAUCAGUGGCCCACAGACAUAGUUUCACUUUGCCUAGCGUGGAUGGGCAGAAACUCUACACGUUUCGUGUUCGGAGCCGCUAUAACCCACUCUGUGGCAGUGCUCAGCAUUGGAGUGAAUGGAGCCACCCAAUUCACUGGGGGAGCAAUACAUCACAGGAAAAUCUUUGGCUGUUUGUAUUGGAAACUGUGCUUAUUCCCCUUGGCUCCAUGGGUUUCAUUAUUAGCCUCAUCUUUGUGUACUGCUGGCUGGAAAGGACAAUGCCCCGAAUUCCUACCCUCAAGAACCUGGAGGACCUAGUUACUGAAUACCAGGGGAAUUUUUCGGCCUGGAGUGGUGUGUCUAAGGGACUGGCCGAGAGUCUGCAGCCAGACUACAGUGAACGGCUCUGCCACGUCAGUGAAAUUCCCUCAAAAGGAGGAGCCCUAGGAGAGGGGCCUGGAGGCUCCUCCAGCAGCCAGCUUGCCCCUAUUGACCUCCCCCCCUGUUACACAUUGAAUCCUGACUCCUGA
Messenger RNA from Orycteropus afer afer, 1110 nucleotides. RefSeq names its product interleukin 2 receptor subunit gamma (gene IL2RG). The record is from RefSeq and is a predicted model, not a curated record. The transcript has 8 exons. Gene Ontology annotation, molecular function: protein binding; cytokine receptor activity. NCBI's taxonomy places the organism in Eukaryota, Metazoa, Chordata, Mammalia, Tubulidentata, Orycteropodidae. Gene Ontology annotation, cellular component: external side of plasma membrane; membrane. Gene Ontology annotation, biological process: cytokine-mediated signaling pathway. Bases 1 to 1110 code for a protein of 369 amino acids.